AUGCUCGAAGAAUAUUACCCCUGUCCGAUAAAGACCUCUUACGGUGCUGGAACGACCCAGGCUAUUGCGCCCCGCCAGUUGGCGACCCCUGAUCUAGAUAGAAUCUAUCCAGCAGGGUCAGUGACUGGCACCAGAUGUGUGGCGCAUCUGCCGCUCCCCCCUCCCCCUUCACGCUCCGCUGACUCCGACGUCUUGCGAUCUUGCCACGGCCGGUGGCGGGUGCGACGCGACAUGUGCGCCCCAUUCGCCCCCCAAGAGGAAUGGAAGCGGAUGACGUCACCUACG
This is a messenger RNA of Iphiclides podalirius (scarce swallowtail), 285 nucleotides long. NCBI's taxonomy places the organism in Eukaryota, Metazoa, Arthropoda, Insecta, Lepidoptera, Papilionidae. The record is from the annotation of a GenBank genome assembly.